This is a messenger RNA of Solea senegalensis (Senegalese sole), 1697 nucleotides long. RefSeq names its product centrosomal protein of 290 kDa-like. The record is from RefSeq and is a predicted model, not a curated record. Lineage: Eukaryota; Metazoa; Chordata; Actinopteri; Pleuronectiformes; Soleidae. Bases 400 to 1359 code for a protein of 319 amino acids. Gene Ontology annotation, biological process: camera-type eye development; kidney development. The transcript is spliced from 9 exons.
AACCCCCCCCCCGUGUGGUCACGUGUAGGUAGACCGUGUCAUAAACCUGGUUUUUGAUGAUGCAGAUGUCGGACCACACAGUCGUACGAAUCACACACUCGGCUCAUUUGAUAUCAUUCUCUCUAGACUUCAGGACGUGGCACCGGCACUCCCUCGCAGCGGGAUCACGACCUCCAAAAAGAAAACCUCAAGCUCGCCUCCGAGAACCUGGAGCUGCGCUUUAAGCUGGAGCAAAGCAACGUGGACUUACCGAGACUCAAGAAUCAAGUUGCAGACCUGAAGGAGAUAUGCACUGCUCUGAAAAAGGAAAAUGCUGAGGUGAAGAAAAAGCUGGCCCAUGUGCAUGGAGCUGGCCAGAGUGGUAAAACUGUACCUGAACUGGAGAAAACCAUUGGGCUGAUGAAGAAGGUGGUGGAGAGGGUACAGAGAGAAAAUGAGACCCUGAAGAGGUCGAGCGCGUCCGCGAAUAAAGACCGAGCCGCUGCUUUGAAGCAGGAAAAUGAGAAACUAAAGGCCGACUAUGAGAAGCUAAAGAGUCAAAGUGAGGCUGAGCUGAAUUCCAAACUGGAAUCCAAAACCAAAGGACUGGAGAAAAUCGUGAUGGAAAACGAACACCUGCGCAAGCGCAUCAAAAGGGAAGCGGAGACUGCCGAGAGGCUGAGAGCCACCAAAAUGAAUCUGGAGGUGAAUAACGCGAAGCUCGAGGCAAAGCUGGAAGAAACCGACAAGCGGCUUCUCGCAGCUCUGUCCUCGCCGCUCACAGAGGGAGCAGACAAGAACUGGAAGGCGUCUGUCGUAACAAGAAUGUAUGAAAACAAAAUGAAGGAACUGGAGACGGCGCUCUCACAGAAGACCUCGAGCCUCGCCGAGCUCAAACACCAGCUGAAGGAGGCGAAGGAGCGGGAGGAUGGAGCUCAAACAAGCAUCUGGGGGCUUGAAGAUCAGGUUGACAAGUUAAAAAGCAGAUCGACUGCCUCAGAGAGUGAAACGAGACUCGCCAAAGAGUUCCAGGCAAUGAGGUUGCUGAACACCGAGCUGCAGAAGGAGAACGCGGCUCUGAAGCAAAGACUGGACAAGCACAGUGAGCGCUACGGAGAGGCGUCUCCCAAACUCGAUGAGGGAACGCUGGCAAACCUCCUGCAGGCGGCGGAAAGCGAGAAAGCCAAACUCCAAACCGAGGUGAGCAGGCUGACGAAAGCGCUGGAGAACUUUGACCCGUCGUUUUUUGAGGAGCUUGAGGACUUGAAGUACAACUACAACGUGGAGGUGAAGAAGAACAUUCUGCUGGAGCGAGAGCUGAGGAAAGUGUGCGGUCAGUUUGGUGUCGAGGUUCAAAUGCCCCAUGUGUCCAUCAGUUAACUCGGGGGUCACCACGACUGUUCCCACUACACCCAUAUCAUACACUUUUAGGCUUUAAAAAUCCACUAUGUCCUUAGCAACUGAGGUCAUCUUCUGCCGUGAUGUUGUUUUAUACGAGACACUCACGAAAAAGUGACGACUGACUUGUUAAGCAGUUAUUUUUGGUGUAACUGAAUCAUUAGAAUCAGAACUGAACUGAACUGAAAUACAGUGGGAGCGGAAAGGGGUUGUGUUUCGGCUCGCAAUCGCCGGCUUUCGGUGGUGCGGACGCUACAUUAACCAGACUUCUCUGUUAAAUAUUGAGAUUUGAGACAUUUCCUUGCUAAAUGUUGGAGAUG